This is a messenger RNA of Apaloderma vittatum (bar-tailed trogon), 1259 nucleotides long. RefSeq names its product Fanconi anemia, complementation group G (gene FANCG). Gene Ontology annotation, biological process: interstrand cross-link repair. Gene Ontology annotation, molecular function: protein binding. The annotation marks the transcript as partial. Gene Ontology annotation, cellular component: Fanconi anaemia nuclear complex. Lineage: Eukaryota; Metazoa; Chordata; Aves; Trogoniformes; Trogonidae. The record is from RefSeq and is a predicted model, not a curated record. The transcript has 9 exons.
GACUGCAGGAGCUGGAGGCUGGGAACUUCCCCACUGCCCUCUCCUUCCUUCAAGAGGCUGCGGGAGGAUUCUGCUCCAAGAGGGUCCUGGCCCAGAUCUACACCUGCCUUGGCUGCUGUGCUCAGCGAAUGGGCAAGCCUCAGACAGCCCUUCAGCACCUGAAACGGGCCCUCCAGGUAGACUUCCAGUGCUUCCCUGCCCUGUUCCACGCAGCAGCGGUGUACCACGAGCUGGAGGAGACUGAUGCGGAGCUGCAGGCCCUGGCUCUGCUAUACGAGGCUCUGGGAAAAAAACCUCCAGCAGCUGCUUCCUCUAGUCCGUAUUUCUUAAUCCGAACCGAGCUUCUUGUCCACACACCAUUACUAGCUUUUUUCCUUCCCGAUCACCACCCCUCUGAAGUGAAGUACCUGCUGGCACAGCGGUGUCUCCAGGAUGGGAGGGUGGCUGAUGCAGCGGAACAUUAUCUGGAUUUUCUGGCUCUGCUUCAGGAGGGGCUGCAGCAGCAGGUGCCUCUAAAUGGCAGCUCAGUUCUGCCCAGGAUCCCUGAGGUGUUCCUGGAAGCAGCGUCCACCUUGGAGCAGGCCGGGAGGCACGAGGACGCAAUAGCUGUCUGCAAGGAGGUCAUCAGCCGGACAACUGACCUGAUCCCAAGGAUGUUACGAGUGGAGGAGAGGCCAGAGGAGCCAGAGUGCCCAUCGCCAGGGGCAGGGCUGUCCCAGAAGGAGAGUCUCUGCUGCCUUGCGUGGAGAUCAGCUGCAUACCUGCACCAAGGCUGGGCAUGGGCAAAGCUGGGCAAGACCAAGGAGGCCGUAACACAAUUCAGCAGGUGCCUUGGUGAUCUCCUGCGAGUCCAGAUUUACAGGUCUAGUGUUGAAGCAACAGAAAAUCUCCUGCCAGAGGUGGAGGUGCUCCAGAAGAUCAGGUUGCUCUCUCUCAUUGGGCGAGGUACACAGUUCCUGGAGAUGAGGCAGCACAAAGAAGCAUUGUUGGAUUUCCAGCAUAGUUUGCAGAUCUCACCAGGUGACCCAGAUGCUGCGUCCUACCUGGUGGAGGCCUUGUGGAACCUGAACCGAAAGCAGGAGGCAGCUGCUCGCUGGCAGAAGCUCCCCCAGAGCCCCCCAGAGGAAGAAGGGCAGGGAAGGCCCUUCCCUCUGUACCUGGCCUGGUGUCUGAGGCAGGCGACAUUCCCACAUGGCGGAUCUCUUGCCAGAAGUAUGCAGGAUUACCUCAAGACCACAGACCAGGACCCCUCGAGCUAA